Messenger RNA from Asparagus officinalis (garden asparagus), 1565 nucleotides. RefSeq names its product T-complex protein 1 subunit eta-like. Gene Ontology annotation, molecular function: ATP hydrolysis activity; ATP-dependent protein folding chaperone; ATP binding. NCBI's taxonomy places the organism in Eukaryota, Viridiplantae, Streptophyta, Magnoliopsida, Asparagales, Asparagaceae. The coding region runs from base 60 to 1565 and encodes 501 amino acids. The record is from RefSeq and is a predicted model, not a curated record. The transcript has 10 exons. Gene Ontology annotation, biological process: protein folding. Gene Ontology annotation, cellular component: chaperonin-containing T-complex.
UCCACUCCCUCCAACUUCUCCUCCUCUCCAAACCCUAACCCUAGAUCUCACCCAGCGCGAUGGCGGCGAUGCUCCAGCCUCAGAUCAUACUUCUAAAGGAAGGCACCGACACGUCGCAGGGCAAAGCGCAAGUAGUGAGCAACAUCAACGCCUGCACCGCCGUCGCCGACACCGUCCGUACAACUCUCGGCCCGAGGGGAAUGGACAAGCUCAUCCACGACGACAAGGGCAACACCACGAUCUCCAACGAUGGGGCUACGAUCAUGAAGCUGCUCGACAUCGUUCACCCUGCUGCCAAGAUCCUUGUCGAUAUCGCCAAGUCUCAGGACUCCGAGCCUCAGAUCAUACUUCUAAAGGAAGGCACCGACACGUCGCAGCGCAAAGCGCAAGUAGUGAGCAACAUCAACGCCUGCACCGCCGUCGCCGACACCGUCCGUACAACUCUCGGCCCGAGGGGAAUGGACAAGCUCAUCCACGACGACAAGGGCAACACCAAGAUCUCCAACGAUGGGGAUACGAUCAUGAAGCUGCUCGACAUCGUUCACCCUGCUGCCAAGAUCCUUGUCGAUAUCGCCAAGUCUCAGGACUCCGAGUUGGUUAGACCCUCGAUAGGCAACUUGGCCAUUAGCAAAGUUAAAGAGCUCUCUGUAAGCAUAGAAGGGAAGAGCCUUGAGGAAAAGAAGUCCUUAUUGGCAAAAUGUGCUGCUACAACACUAUCAUCAAAAUUAAUAGGAGGCGAAAAAGAAUUUUUUGCUGAAAUGGUUGUGGACGCUGUCCUUGCUAUUGUAAAUGAUGAUAGAUUAAAUUUACUUGGAAUAAAAAAGGUUCCAGGGGGUACUAUGAGGGAUUCAUUUCUUGUUAAUGGUGUUGCUUUCAAAAAGACAUUCUCUUAUGCUGGUUUUGAGCAGCAACCAAACAAGUUUCUGAAUCCAAAAAUCCUUCUGUUAAACAUUGAAUUAGAGUUGAAAUCAGAGAAAGAAAAUGCUGAAAUCAGACUAUCAGAUCCACUGCAGUAUCAGUCAAUAGUUGAUGCUGAGUGGAAUAUCAUCUACGACAAGUUAGAUAAGUGUGUCAAGAGUGGAGCAAAAAUCGUCCUCUCGCGAUUGGCAAUUGGCGACCUUGCAACUCAGUAUUUUGCAGAUCGAGAUAUAUUCUGCGCUGGUCGUGUAACAGAAGAAGACCUGCAAAGGGUUUCUGCUGCUACAGGUGGUACUGUACAAACUUCUGUCAACAACAUUAUCAAUGAGGUUCUGGGGUCUUGUGAUGUGUUUGAGGAGAAACAAGUUGGGAAUGAGAGGUUCAACAUAUUUAGUGGCUGCCCUUCUGGUCGGACUGCAACCAUAGUUCUCCGUGGUGGAGCAGACCAGUUCAUUGAAGAAGCUGAAAGGAGUCUGCAUGAUGCAAUAAUGAUAGUCAGAAGAGCUCUCAAGAAUUCCACUAUUGUGGCUGGUGGCGGUGCUAUUGAUAUGGAGGUUAGUCGAUAUUUACGACAACAUGCACGAACCAUAGCUGGAAAGUCACAACUGUUUAUAAAUUCAUAUGCCAAGUGUUGGAAUAAGGUGUAG